AUGGCAUCCAGUAGCACUAGCAAGAGCCUUAUCAAGUUUGGUGGAGUUGCUUGCAUCUUGCUUCUCUUUGCACUCUUCUGCAUUGUGGAUGCCCGGGACAAAUCUCUUGAGGUCACAAAAAAUGAAAGUCUUGGAAAACUUAAGAAAGGCAAUGGGUUAAAACAUAAUGCUGGUGAAGGAAGGGGCUCUGGAACUGGUUUGGGAAGUGGAACUGGUGUAGGAACUGGACGUGGUUCAGGUUCCGGAAGUGGCUUUGGAAGUGGUAGUGGGAGCGGGACAGGCACUGGACGUGGUUCGGGUUCUGGAAGUGGCUUCGGAAGUGGAACUGGAAGCGGGACAGGCACUGGAUAUGGUUCAGGUUCCGGAAGUGGCUUUGGAAGUGGAACUGGGAGUGGCAUUGGACGUGGUUCGGGUUCUGGAAGUGGCUACGGAAGUGGUACGGGGAGUGGCACAGGGAGUGGGACAGGCGUUGGACGUGGUUCGGGUUCUGGAAGUGGCUACGGAAGUGGAACGGGGAGUGGGACAGGCACGGGACGUGGUUCAGGCUCAGGAAGCGGACAUGGUUCUGGUUCGGGGAGUGGCUAUGGAAGUGGAACUGGACGUGGAUCUGGUUCAGGAAGUGGUAGUGGGAGUGGUUCUGGUUCGGGAAGUGGCUUUGGAAGUGGUUCGGGGAGUGGGAGUGGGUUCGGAAGUGGUUCCGGGUCUGGGAGUGGCUUUGGUUCAGGUUCGGGAUCUGGCUCGGGUAGUGGAAGUGGUUAUGGCUCAGGCUCAGGGAGCGGAUUUGGAAGCGGAAGCGGAAGCGGAUCCGGAAAUGGCGGUGAAAAUGUGAAAGUCGGGAUGGUAAAAGUGUGAACUUGAAGUGCUAAAUGCACAAAAAUGAUAGAUAAGUCGAGUCCUAUGAUAAAAUCCAUUGUCCUUGCAUACAUACCUGGACAAGAUCUAAAAACUAAACCAAUUACAGUGUGAUUUUACUUACUGCUUG
Messenger RNA from Selaginella moellendorffii, 982 nucleotides. RefSeq names its product putative per-hexamer repeat protein 5. Lineage: Eukaryota; Viridiplantae; Streptophyta; Lycopodiopsida; Selaginellales; Selaginellaceae. The transcript has 2 exons. The record is from RefSeq and is a predicted model, not a curated record. Bases 1 to 852 code for a protein of 283 amino acids.